This is a messenger RNA of Eupeodes corollae, 2277 nucleotides long. RefSeq lists its product as uncharacterized. The coding region runs from base 508 to 1077 and encodes 189 amino acids. Lineage: Eukaryota; Metazoa; Arthropoda; Insecta; Diptera; Syrphidae. The transcript has 3 exons. The record is from RefSeq and is a predicted model, not a curated record.
CCGAUAGAAGAUACUUUUUGUUUAGCCAAGUUGUCGUAGUCUCAGAGUCUUUUGUCCCCCCCACCUUGGCCUAAAGCGCACUUUUGAAGUUAGCCUCCGUUGUAAAAUUGGUUUUAGUCAAUAACGAUAUCGCAAGUGAGAACGAACAACUUGUGCAGUGUAAGAGUUUCUGAGUCGUAUAAAAAUUAAUAAUUUGAAAUUUCGGAAAAAAAACAGCCGUGAAUUUUUAUCAAACGUUAAUUUAAAAUCACUCACCGCAGUGUCAAUACUUUGUGAUGCAAAUUAGAUUUUCGAAAAGAAGAGUUUUUCUGUGAUGAAAAAUAAAUAAAUAUCCUUCAUAUGAACCUAACGUAAAAAAGCCAAUUAACACACCGUCAUCAGUUCAAGUGUGGAAAUAAAAAAUAAAACCUACACCAACCGCCAAAAUAAAUUUACAUAUCCUAAUAGCAGUGAAUUUAUAAUUUUUAUUUUGUUUAAUUUAUUUUGUAACCAAAAAUCGAAAUAAAAAUGAGGAUGUCAACGAUUCUAUCACUUUCACUCCCUGCCAUAGUGAUUUUACUCAUAUUCUUCCUCGACAUGAUGGAUGAAGUGUUUGCUCAGCAACCGGAUCCACUGUUUGAACUUCCGGUUCAGUUAAUUGGAUUUCCAGUGAUAGUACUUUCGGUGCGGUUGUCACAAUUUGCCAAGAAGUUGGCAUACUCUUUGAAUCCAGCAACCUACCGCGCACGAAUGAAGCGCGAUUUACCAUCAGAAAUAUACCUUUCACAAACAGCAGCUGAUGCAAUCGUUGCAGAAAAAGAAAUCAUCAGGGAAUUCGGUCCAAAGGCAUGUAUCCUGGAAGAACCAUGUCGUCUACAUGCUGCACGUCCUGGCAAUAGAGGUGCACAACCUGACUGGCAAGAAAUUCUAAGGAACUACAAAGUUCAAUCAACCGGCAUGAAACAGUGGUACCUCCUUUCGGUCUUUAUUGGUGAUGUCAUCCGAGAUGUGCCAUUGUGCAAGCACCUGGCCAAACGUUUACAGUGUGGAACUGAUGGACCCGAACAGUUCCUCCCGCCACAAUUCACUAGGGAUUAAUAUCGUUCAACUGGAUGAGGCUGCUGUGUCCUUCGCCAUACCUUUGUCGUUGUUGGGAUAUAAGUAUAUAAAGUAUAGGUAUACUCCUUGUCAUUUAGCUUUGCGGACCACAUCGCAUCAUCAGGAUUCAGAAGUACCUCGGACGACAAUUGUUGCAACAAGAGUAGCAGCGCCGCGCAUCCUUCCAUCUCGAAAUGUAAAUAAUUAUGUAGAUAUAUUAAAAUCCCUUCCCUCCAUAUCAACCCGUCACUAUACCGUCCAUCGUCACCAUCGCCAUUGCCAUCGCCAUUGUCCUCGUCAUUGGACUCUAUGUAAUAUUGCAAUGGCAUGUUGGUAUAGUGCUUUAUGAAGUCCAGAAACAGUAGAUGUCCUGUGAGCUGUGUGCUGUGUCCUGUCCCAUCAUCUAUUCUAACGCGUUUCCAUUGCAAUUUCCAGUGAUGUGGCGGACUUGUAGUGUUUGCCAAAAGUAUUUUGGGAUGCAUAAACCUGGUUUUGUACAGAAUUACAUCCUCACAUUCUAGUCCUUCAUUCAUUUCGUUCAUGUAUACACUGUACACAUCCAGGGAGACGGACGAUGCAAUAAAUAUUCCCUAGCAGGACAUUUCGACUGGACUUUGUAUUCUAUGGACAUCCUGGACCCAUUUAGACAUUGGUUUUAUAUGAUUGUAGGUAUAUUGUAUGUUUAAGAAUAAUGAAGGUAGGGAAAAGAGGUAAUGCUUCUGCUACACUAUACUGCAGGAAGCAGGACCAAGAGUGUUUCAUCAUCAGCUCAGCAAAAGGUAUUAACUUGUUGAUUUAAAAUUUUAACAAAGUCUCCAGCUUUUGUGUGUGAUGCAAAGUGCAAUAUAGGUAGAAGUUUUGUAUGUUGCUUUGUUCUAGUGCCUUGCAUUCAUUUUGUGAAGUUUUUGUGUAAAUUUAUUUGUCGUAUAUUAAAAUGUUUUUCAAAAAGGGUCCCAGCAUCCUUUUCAGAGUCCUUUUGACUGAUGAUGAAAUUCUCUGUUUGCAGAUAGUAUUAAGUUUAAUAUGUGUUUUUUUUUUUGUUAAUUUGUCGUCCUCGUUGCAGCGAACGACUUAUAAUUAUUUUUAUUUUUUUCAUUUUUUGUUUUAUUAUAUUUAUUGCAUUUUUUGUUUAUAUAUAAAGAAAUUUAUUUAAAAAAUGAAUAAAAACAUAUUGGAGAAUUGUUUGUUAUAUGUAAAAUG